AUGGCCCAUGACGACACCAAGCAAGAGGAACCUGGGGGCAGCAAAGGCAAGGGAAAGGAGCUGAACAAUGACCCGCCAGUCUUGUCCACUGCCAGUAGAGACCACCUGCAGUCUCUUCCGGCAGAACCAAACUCCAAUUCCAGAUCUGCAUUGUCUCGUCUCGCCGCGUCAACUGCCAAGUUAACCAACGACCUGGUAGUGUCCGGCCAACCCCACGCUGACUAUAUGAACGAGAUCCUGGCUCCUAGCAAGGCGGGCCCUUCCAGUGCUGCUCAAGGUCCUAGUACCACAGAGUCAUCACUCCGCAGAAGCACAACCGUCGAUCCCACCCAAAGGAACACGUUCCAGACUACGCACUCACUGGAGCACGUAAAUCUGGAGGAGGCAAGCUUCACUGCGUUUCUAGGUGGUGCUAGUGCACUGGAGCAGAUGGGACCCCGAGCGUUCAACUAUGAGCUACGGCCGCGGCAAACAGGCGCUUCUGGGCAAAUCGCCACACAUUCGGCAACAGAUGGCAUGGCGGUGGUUCAUCUCCUUGAUUCGGGAUACGAUGAAGUGGCCACUGGAGAGGUCACUGGAGAGGUCGAGAUACCCCUGACGAGUGAGCAUCGGUCGGCCUUGCGGCGUGCCUUAUUCUCAAAUCACGAGAUCAAGAGGGUGCCAUGGGAGGAUACGCUGAACUUCUUUCCAAAUUUCACUUCGGGUGAUCGCGGCUACAGCGAGUUAUCAGCACAUCUAGGAACAUCCGACGCACGAGAAGCUCGGACUAUGUGGAUUGAGGGCUGGCGAGAUGUGCUGUCAUCCUAUACUGAUGAGGUUUGGGGCAAUUUAGACCCUCUUGUCGGGAGGGCAAAGGAGGAACUAGAAGAUCUUUCAGGUGAAGCUUCACCCACCGAGCUCAAAGCGCUGCAUAGGCUCCAACAGAUUCUGGCUCAUGUCCAUGGUUCCUGA
This is a messenger RNA of Anthostomella pinea, 951 nucleotides long. NCBI's taxonomy places the organism in Eukaryota, Fungi, Ascomycota, Sordariomycetes, Xylariales, Xylariaceae. The record is from the annotation of a GenBank genome assembly.